Messenger RNA from Seriola dumerili (greater amberjack), 900 nucleotides. It is a transcript of the gene pebp1, whose product is annotated as phosphatidylethanolamine binding protein 1. Gene Ontology annotation, biological process: negative regulation of MAPK cascade. The transcript has 4 exons. The record is from RefSeq and is a predicted model, not a curated record. NCBI's taxonomy places the organism in Eukaryota, Metazoa, Chordata, Actinopteri, Carangiformes, Carangidae. The coding region runs from base 99 to 662 and encodes 187 amino acids.
GCAGCAUUUUGAACAAUUAAUUUGCCAGCAGCAGCGGUUCAGCCAGGCAGCAGCGGUUCAGCAAGGCAGCAGCUUCAGAAAACGGACUACAGCUCAAAAUGCCCGUAGAUUUAAGCCAGUGGGGCGGCUCUCUUGCCCUGCAGGAGGUCGAGGAAAAGCCAGCACAGCCUCUGAAAAUUAAAUACGACUCUGUGGAAAUCGACGAACUCGGCAAAGUGCUCACGCCAACACAGGUGCAGAAUCGACCCACCUGCGUCGAGUGGGAAGGAUGUGACUCCAGUAAGAUGUACACUCUGGCCCUGACCGACCCUGACGCUCCCAGCCGGAAAGACCCAAAAUUCAGGGAGUGGCACCACUUCCUGGUGGUCAACAUGAAAGGGAACGAUGUGUCCUCUGGCUGCGUCAUGUCGGACUACGUGGGUUCUGGUCCUCCUAAGGGCACAGGUCUCCACAGGUAUGUGUGGCUGGUGUACGAGCAGCCAGGCACCCUGUCCUGCUCUGAGACCGUCCUCACCAACUGCUCUGGAGACGGCCGUGGCAAGUUCAAGCUCCAGAGCUUCAGGCAGAAAUACAAGCUGGGAGCCCCUGUGGCGGGAACCUGCUACCAGGCCGAGUGGGACGACUACGUUCCCAGACUGUACGAGCAGCUGGCUGGAAAAUAAAAGACUCGACUCUAGACCGCUCACUAUUAGGAAUUCCCAUGUAGGCUGGUGGUCUUGAGCAAACUCCCACUCAUGCAACAGGCAAAAAAAACCCAACAUUUACACAGCAUUCUUUUUUCGUGUGUGCCACUGAAUAGUAUUUUCUUUUCCUGCUGCUGCCAACCCAUGCUGGGACACAAAUAACUCCUCAAUAAUGUCACCUACACCCAUCUACAAUAAAUCUGUUCAACACUGAAAA